Messenger RNA from Sphaerodactylus townsendi, 1786 nucleotides. RefSeq names its product acetylcholine receptor subunit epsilon-like. Gene Ontology annotation, biological process: nervous system process; monoatomic ion transmembrane transport; regulation of membrane potential. Lineage: Eukaryota; Metazoa; Chordata; Lepidosauria; Squamata; Sphaerodactylidae. The record is from RefSeq and is a predicted model, not a curated record. Gene Ontology annotation, molecular function: acetylcholine-gated monoatomic cation-selective channel activity; transmembrane signaling receptor activity. Gene Ontology annotation, cellular component: neuron projection; synapse; postsynaptic membrane.
CACCGGACAGCUGCAGGAAGUGGCCCUCCCGGAGGGCUAAGCCCUGAAAGCGAACACCAAGCUGGGGGGCGGGGGGAAGGCCUGCUGAACAGCCCCUCCCCCUCCCCAGAGCCUGCUGCUGCUGCUGCUGCAAGGAGCCAGCCCCAGAGAGGCUGCCAUGGGACCCCCAAGGAAACUAUGGCUGGGGGUGCUGGUCUGCUGGGGGACACUCCGGCUCCUGGAGGCCAACGAAGACGCCCGGCUCUUCGACACUCUGUUUGCCAACUACGACAAGAGCCGCCGGCCUGUGCGCCAAGCGGAAGAGGUGGUGGAAGUCUCCAUCAAGCUGACCCUCACCAACCUCAUCUCACUGAACGAGAAGGAAGAGACGCUCACCACCAACGUCUGGAUCACACAAGAGUGGCACGAUUACCGCCUGGACUAUGCCAGUGAAGAUUUCGGUGGGGUUUCUGCCCUCCAGGUCCCUGCAGACCAGGUCUGGCUGCCGGACAUUGUCCUGGAGAACAACAUCGAUGGCCAGUUUGAAGUGGCUUAUUUCUCCAACGUCCUGAUCUACCCGGGGGGGUACAUGUACUGGCUGCCGCCGGCCAUCUUCCGAAGCACCUGCUCCAUCGCGGUGACCUUCUUCCCGUUUGACUGGCAGAACUGUUCCCUCGUCUUUCGGUCCCAAACGUACAAUGCCGACGAGGUGCAGCUGACCUUCGGCCUGGACGACGACGGAAACCCCCUGCAGGCGGUCCACAUUGACCCCGAAGCCUUCACGGAGAAUGGCGAAAGGGCCAUCCAGAGCAACCGCCCUCGGCCCAAGAAAGUGCUGGCCGCUGGGAUCGAGGGGCCCCCUGCCACGCAGAGAUGCACCUCUUCCCCAUCAUCCAGCUUGCCGCUUCUCUACAUCAUCAACAUCAUCAUCCCCUGCGUGCUCAUCUCCUCCCUGGCGUGCCUCGUCUACUUCCUGCCCGCCGAGCUGGGGUGCAGGAAGUGCACCGCCAGCAUCCCUGUGCUGCUGGCCCAGACGGUCUUCCUGUUCCUGAUCGCCCAGAAGGUUCCAGGAACGCGCCGCUCAGCGUGCCCCCCAUUGCCCCACUCAUUCUACUCCAGCCCCACGGCUGGUUGGCUGCAGGACCUGUCCAUCAGCUGGGGCCACCUUGGGCAGCUGGGGUCCCAAGGCAGUAAUUUGAUUUUUGUGGAUGGUCAGGGCUACCAUCAUCGUCACGAACUGGCGCGGAUCGCCCUGAACGUCUCGGCUAUGCCUUCCCCCAGCACCCACGCCGCAGGGAAGUCUGUUUCACAUGGUGUCCUGUUAAUUGGGGCUGCCAGAUCAGCAGGAUUGACAGAUGCCCAGGCAAUGAGCCACCUGGAGCACCUCGGGGUUCUGCCCCCCCUCUCAAGGCUUCCUUCCCCUUCCUGCCAGGUAUUCUUGGAGGUUCUUCCGCGGUACUUGGGCUCCACCUUGGAACCGGCAGGCGAAGACCCCUGGGAUGCCCCCCAGGCCCGCCGACGCAGCUCCUUCGGGAUCAUGCUGAAGGCAGAGGAGUACAUCCUGAAGAAGCCCCGGAGCGAGCUCCUCUUCGAGCGCCAGGGGCAGCGGCACGGGCUGCAGCGGGGACCCGGCUGCCGGAUGACCCGUGAGGAGGGUGCUGGUGGGGUGGGGGCGCAUCGGCAGGCAGGGGGCCCCGCCCAGGCUAGACUGCUACACGUUGCCUGUUGUAGCUGUAGGAGGCGGGGGGCCCCCUGGAUUGUCACCAGCCACCUGGCGAGGUCAGACGAAGCCCCCCGGAUACCCUGA